GUCAGAAAUCAGUUAAUGGUGAAUUAUGUGCACGUGUUAUAUUAAAGUGUUAAUUUUUAUUUAAAUGUAUAUAUAUAUAUGUGUAUAUAUAUAUACACAUAUAUUACAUCUUUGUGUAUCUUCUUUCUGCAUUUCUUGAUUAAGAACACAAGAUGCCUGGUACUUUGACCUACCCAAUGUAUGCUGGUGUUGAAUCACCUCCUCAAAGAACUCGUGCUUAUACUUGGAAUUCUCAGCAUCGUUCUGCAUCUCGGGCAUUGCAAGCUAACAGAAGACCAGGACGCUUUUCAUUGACAGAACCUGCAAGAGAUGAAGCUACCCGAAAGCUGAGAUUAAAAGUGAUCGCUGGUCACCAAUUAGCAAAAAAGGACAUCUUUGGUGCAAGCGAUCCUUAUGUGCGUAUUGAUUUAAAUACUCUAAAUGGAGAUCAGACAAUAGAUUCUGCACUUACGAAAACUAAAAAAAAGACAUUGAAUCCUGUCUGGGAAGAAGAAUUUAUAUUUAGAGUAAAACCUGUCGAUCAUAAAUUGGUGUUACAAGUUUUUGAUGAGAAUAGAUUGACAAGGGAUGAUUUUCUUGGUAUGGUAGAAUUAACAUUGAUUAAUCUACCUAAAGAACAAGAAGGUCGUACAAUUCCUGUUAGGCGUUAUUUACUUCGACCACGUAGUAAUCAUUCCAGUCAGCGUUCAAGAGUAAAAGGCACCUUGGAAGUGUAUCAUGCAUACAUUUCUGACUCAUCAACUGUAGACAAUGAUAAUGGAGAUACUGCAUCAGACUCAGGAGGCUGGGAAAUGGUACAACCAGUAAAUAAUAGUCCUGUGGAACAAGCUGCAGAGGUCAUGAUUAUCAGACCUUUACCACCAGGAUGGGAAGAGAGACAAGAUGCAAAUGGGCGAACAUAUUAUGUCAAUCAUGUAGCAAGAUUUACACAAUGGGAACAUCCAUCAGAAUCUACUACAUCACCUAGUGGAAAUAUGACUAUUGAGCGAAAUUUCAAUACUGCAGUAACUGAAUUUCAACGUCGUUUUCACAUUAGUGCCGAUGAAGAAAAUAGACACAGAAGUUCAAUUAAUCAGGAUGAUGAAGUUCUCCGUGAGGAUGGCGAAGAUUCGGAUGCGAGAAAUUAUGAGAUUGAGAAUCAUAGGGGAGGGGGUAGUGGGGAUACUUCGUCAGACUCUGGACAUUCUGUUGAUCAACGCGGCUACCUUAGUGAAUAUGAAGACCAGAGUGAUGAUAGUGUGGAUAGUCCAGCUGGAUCUAGACGAUCAUCUGAACAAAUCGAAAGUCCGAAACCUGUAGUUCCUGCGCCAAGUGACGAAGGAUUACCACCUGGGUGGGGUAUGCAAAUAGCUCCGAAUGGUAGAGUAUUUUUUAUUGAUCACACUGCGAGGACAACAACAUGGAUCGAUCCUCGAACAGGGCGACCAAGUUCAAUACCUAAUCACAUUGCUCCUUCUACUACACCAAGAAGUGAUUUAGAUCAGCUUGGUCCUCUUCCUGAAGGUUGGGAAGAAAGAGUUCAUACGGAUGGCCGAAUAUUUUUCAUUGAUCAUAAUACAAGAACAACACAAUGGGAAGAUCCUCGCAUGUCCAAUCCUCAAAUUGCUGGACCGGCUGUACCAUAUUCACGAGAUUAUAAACGUAAAUACGAAUAUCUUAAAUCUCAGUUAAGAAAGCCUAGUAAUGUUCCUAAUAAAUUUGAAAUAAAAGUUGGUCGAAAUAAUAUCCUAGAAGAUUCGUAUCGUAUAAUUAGUUCUGUCAACAGAGUAGAAAUAUUGAAAACAAAAUUAUGGGUUGAAUUUGAAGGAGAAGUUGGUUUAGAUUAUGGAGGUCUCGCUCGAGAAUGGUUUUUCCUAUUGUCUAAAGAAAUGUUUAAUCCUUACUAUGGAUUAUUUGAAUAUUCUGCUACGGAUAAUUAUACCUUGCAAAUUAAUCCAUUUUCGGGGGUAUGUAAUGAAGAACAUUUAAAUUAUUUCAAAUUUAUUGGUCGCAUAGCAGGUAUGGCUGUGUAUCAUGGUAAACUGUUGGAUGCAUUUUUCAUUCGUCCAUUUUAUAAAAUGAUGUUAGGUAAAUCUAUUGAUUUGAAAGAUAUGGAAAGCGUUGAUUCAGAAUAUUACAAUUCAUUAUUGUGGAUUAAAGAAAAUGACCCCAGUGAAUUGGAACUUACGUUUUGUGUUGAUGAAGAAAGUUUUGGACAUACGUCUCAAAGAGAACUUAAACCAGAUGGUGCUAAUAUACCAUUAACAGACGAAAAUAAAGAUGAAUAUAUAGCUUUAGUUAUACAGUGGCGUUUUGUAUCAAGGGUUCAAGAACAAAUGAAUGCAUUUUUAGAGGGAUUUAAUGCUCUUAUACCACCAACACUGGUAAAAAUAUUUGAUGAAAAUGAAUUAGAAUUAUUAAUGUGUGGUAUUCAACAUAUUGACGUGAGAGAUUGGAAACAAAACACAUUGUACAAAGGAGAUUAUCACGCUAAUCACAUCGUUGUUCAGUGGUUUUGGCGUGUGGUACUUUCAUUUAGCAAUGAAAUGAGAUCCAGACUUUUACAGUUUGUUACUGGUACAUCGCGAGUACCUAUGAAUGGUUUUAAAGAACUUUAUGGUAGCAAUGGUCCACAAUUAUUUACAAUUGAGAAGUGGGGUACACCAGAAAAUUAUCCAAGAGCUCAUACCUGUUUUAAUCGUAUAGAUCUCCCUCCAUACGAAAGUUAUCAACAAUUGAGAGAGAAAUUGAUAAAAGCAAUUGAAGGUUCGCAAGGUUUUGCUGGAGUGGAUUAGCACGAAAUACCCCUUUUCAUGAUGAUAUCUGUAAUAUAAUGUACAUAUAUACAUACAUAUAGAUACACAACCAUGUAUACUGUCUAAUAUGAUUAACUAUUUAACAGGAUAAACAUUUUUCUGCACUCUGAAGACUUAGGUGUCUUUUGACUGCUAGUUACAACAUUAAGACAAAUCAAUGAAAAGUACGUUUAGAUAUUACUUAACCUCUACGAAUAAUUCGAAAAAAUUUUACGCAUGAUGCACAUUAGAAAUUAUAGGCUAUAUUUAACAAACAGGAGGAAAAAAGUUGAUAGUAAUCUCAAAUGCUGUUUCAGCAAUUGAUGAAUUACAAUUUAUUAACUCAUUCACGUUCUAAAUGUAAUUCCAUAUUUUGAUGGUUACUAUACUUUAAAAGAGUUCUUUGGGAAAAUUUUAUUUGCUGCUAUAAAAACAUUAAUCUGGUAUUAAUUGUAAAUAACUUAAGAUAAGAGAUAAUAAUCUAUAUAUUAAUUACUUAUCUCAAUUUGUUGAUAAAAUGCCUUGUUAAAGGAAUUUAUAAAUAAUAUGAGUUUACAUAUUUAAAAAGUCAAAUUAUACUAAAAUAUAUAAUGGACGAAAAAAGAAGUUUUAAAUUUUGUCACGUAGGAUUUAGUACGAUUUUCAAAUAUAUCGAAUUUCAGUUACAUUCAAGUUAAAUGAACAUCUGUCAAAUUAUAUUGUAUACAAUGACGCUAUAAUUUACGAUGAAUUGUUGUGUAAUAUUGAUUUGAAUUUUAAUAUUAUACAUAUAUACGUAUUUCUUUGGUCUAAUUUUAUAACACAAUUUAUUAAAACGAGAUCCCUUUCAAUGACGAUUUCUAAUUUUUCCAUGAAAUUAAACACUAUUUUUUAAAUCAAUAAUUUGUUUGAAAUUGUAAAUGUAAUAAUUUUACAUUUUGUUUUUAUAUAAAGAAAUUAAAUCUUUAAAGACUCACGUAUUACGCACGUUUAGAUUUUCUAUCGUAGUAACAAAGGCUAGAAAAUUUUGUUUCUUGAAAACAUAUGCAUAGUCGCAAAAAUGUGUAAACAGAAAGUUUUGGAAAAUCAAUUAUACUAUUAGAAGAUGUAGCAAGAAGAAUAACAGACAGUGUGAAAUACGUAAUUUGUUUCAUUUUCGAUCGAUUUAUGAAUUUAUGGUAAAAGACAUCAUUUAAUUUAUCAUAGAUAUAAUUAAAAAUAAGUUAUUUUUUUGGAACAGACGUAUCUGUUACAUAGUUUAUUCGUAUAACAAAUCGAAAAUUUUUCGUAUUGGACAGCGUUCUUCUUGUGUGUUCUUCUAAGAACUGACGAUGGAAAGCAUAUUAUACUUAGCUCAUUGUAUAUAGCAUUAAAUAAGAUAAAAGAAUAUAUACAUCAAAUUGCUUAAACAGCGAAAUUUAUUUAUAUAUUUUAGCAAUUUACGAAAAAGUGGACAUAGUCUAUUCUUUCGUUAAAAAUGGUAUACUACCUAUGAAAUUGAUUAUUCGAAGAUAUCGUGAUCAAAUUUGUAAAUGCCUACUUUGUACAAUAAUAGCUAUUUCAAAAAAGUAACAAGUAUUCUAAACAAAUAACUAGCAUUUAAAGCUAACGAAACAUUCCAUCCUAUUUGUACAGCUUAUUUUAUUGUAAACAGAUACGUCCCAUUAGAUAAUAAAUAUUAUUAUUACGACAAAAAUUUUGUGGCCUUAAAUUAUGAUUAUUUUCGAUUUUCUAUACGCUGCAUGUUUUUUAAUGACGAAAAUUCGGCUUCUUGCAUUUACACGAUGAACGUAUUAUAUUCAGAAUGGAACAAUGCAUUUCAAUGUAUUAUAUUUUUUAAAAAGCCAAUGUUACUUGGAAAUCGUAGUAUUUUUUCUAACACUAAGUUAUAAUUUAAUCGGGUUAGAAGCUAAGACUGUUAGUUGCCCACGUUUCAAGAUAUUUACUUAAUUGUUCUUUUAUUAUCAUUAUUGUUAUUAUUAUUAUUAUCUACCUUAGAAUUCGCAUAUAUUAGUGAAUAAUAGAAUAUAGAACAUGCAAGGUUUAUUUAUUAUUUUUACUAAAAUGUUAUAUAAGAUAAUUUGUUGCAAGCUCACAAAUACAGCGACUUAAUUUUUUCAUAACGUCAUACUACAGAAAUGAUUUAUCAGCUUAUCCACAUGUAUCUG
This is a messenger RNA of Bombus terrestris (buff-tailed bumblebee), 4921 nucleotides long. It is a transcript of the gene Nedd4, whose product is annotated as E3 ubiquitin-protein ligase Nedd-4. The record is from RefSeq and is a predicted model, not a curated record. Gene Ontology annotation, biological process: regulation of dendrite morphogenesis; ubiquitin-dependent protein catabolic process. The coding region runs from base 153 to 2774 and encodes 873 amino acids. NCBI's taxonomy places the organism in Eukaryota, Metazoa, Arthropoda, Insecta, Hymenoptera, Apidae. The transcript has 16 exons. Gene Ontology annotation, molecular function: sodium channel inhibitor activity; ubiquitin protein ligase activity; protein binding.